Messenger RNA from Pygoscelis adeliae (Adelie penguin), 1042 nucleotides. It is a transcript of the gene CCDC34, whose product is annotated as coiled-coil domain containing 34. The record is from RefSeq and is a predicted model, not a curated record. The transcript has 6 exons. The coding region runs from base 205 to 825 and encodes 206 amino acids. Lineage: Eukaryota; Metazoa; Chordata; Aves; Sphenisciformes; Spheniscidae.
CGCCCCAGCUCCCCGAGCGGCGAGGAGGAGGAGCGGGCGGCGGCCUCGCGGAGCCGGCGCGGGGAUAGGAAGGCUGAAGACUCUGAAAUAGCAGGGGGGGAGAAAGAGUCACCUUUGAAAGAUAAUCUUUCACCAUGGGAAGAAUGGUUCAUUGGCAAAGAGAAGGAACUACGUGCCCGCUUACAAGCUAGAGCUACAGAGGAAAUGAAUAUACAGCUUGAGAAGGUGAAGCAAAAGCAAGAAUGUGAAAGGAGGAAAAGGGUAGCUGAAGAGAAGCACAAGGAAUGGGUCCAAAAAAAAAGAGAGGAGGAAAGAAGGGAAAGGGAACGAAAACUGAGCAAAGAAAUGGCAGAAAAAGCCACAAAGGAACUAGAAAAAAUGCAGUUACAAGAAAAGGCCGAGGUAAAGUAUAAAGAAUGGUUAAAGAAGAAGAGAGCUGAAGAGGCAGAAAAGAAGAAUAAAGAGAAGGAAAAAGAAAAAGAAAGGGAAGCUGAGCUACAGGAGAAGAAAGCAAAAUCAGAGAAGAUCUUUAAGGAAUGGCUACAUAAUGCUAGAAAUAAACCACGCCCUGUUUUAAAUGGUUAUGGCUUCCCACGUGGGAAGUCUACAGGGUGUGCUAAUGGAAAUUCGUAUCCAGUUCCAGCAUAUUGUAACCCCAUUCCUUGGAAACCUGUACAUGUGCCUCCUCCAAAGGAAGACAAUGUUCUUACCAUGAAGAAGAGUAAGAGACCUGUAUCUUGUCAGUCACAUGCAUCUUCGCCUAUGGUAAUUUAUAAGCCCAAGAACAACCCUUGUAUUGGAUCCUUGUGCAGAAAGCAGUUCUAGUACAGAAAACAAAACUAUUCUUAUGGUCCUGAGUGAACUGGGCCAUAAAUUUGAAGUUACAUGUAGUUGUAUGUCCAAAACAGGCUGCUUUUUUUUUUUUUAAUUUUUGUGAACAGGUUUUGUAUUUACAGCUAACUGACCAAUCAGCUUUUUAAUAUGGUUUUUUAUAUGUUGCAUUUUAGUAAAAAAACCAAAAUGUCUUAUUUAGCCAAUUGUA